Molecule: messenger RNA, 1767 nt
Organism: Condylura cristata (star-nosed mole)
Lineage: Eukaryota; Metazoa; Chordata; Mammalia; Eulipotyphla; Talpidae
Gene: MARVELD2
Product: MARVEL domain containing 2
Exons: 7
Coding region: 75-1742 (555 amino acids)
Biological process (GO): bicellular tight junction assembly
Cellular component (GO): cytoplasmic vesicle; bicellular tight junction; apical plasma membrane
Source: RefSeq, a predicted model, not a curated record
GCUCGAUCCCGGUUUCAGUGCCGCGGGCGGCGAGCGCGCUCUUCCCGGCGGUCGCGCAGGUGUAAAAAUUGCAAAUGUCGUCAAAUGGCGGAAGAUCCAGGAAUAGGGACAGGCAUUACGACGAGGUCCCGCAGGAAUUGCCCUAUCAAGAUGGCACCAUAAGAACCCUCCAGACACUUCAUGACAGUGAGCUGGCUGUGAGCGCUGAUCCUUUGCCACCGCCCCCUCUCCCAUUACAGCCGCCAUUCGGCCCAGUGUUCUACUCAGAUGACACAGAGGAGCCAGCCAUAGCACCAGAUCUCAAACCUGUAAGGCGCUUUGUCCCUGACUCCUGGAAGAACUUCUUUAGAGGGAAAAAAAAAGACCCAGAAUGGGAUAAGCCCGUGUCUGACAUCAGGUACAUCUCCGAUGGAGUGGAAUGUUCGCCUCCUGCCUCUCCGGCAAGACUAAACCACCGUUCUCCUCCCGCCUCUUGCAAAGAUCCUUAUGGAGAAUCAGAAGGAGCCUUUACUUGUAGGAAAGAGGCCAUGUUUCCCCAGGAUGCCUAUGGAUCUCUAGAUCGACAUACACAAACUGUCCGAACAUACAGUGAGAAGGUGGAGGAGUAUAACCUAAAGUAUUCCUACAUGAAGUCGUGGGCAGGCCUGCUGAGAAUUCUGGGAGUGGCGGAGCUGCUUUUGGGGGCUGGUGUCUUUGCGUGUGUCACUGCUUACAUUCACAAAGACAGCGAGUGGUAUAACUUGUUUGGGUAUUCCCCAUCCUAUGGCAUGGGAGGCAGCGGCUUGGGCAGUAUGUAUGGUGGCUAUUACUACACUGGCCCCAAAACCCCUUUUGUACUCGUGGUUGCGGGAUUAGCUUGGAUCGCCUCCAUCAUUCUUCUAGUGCUUGGCAUGUCCAUGUAUUAUCGGACGAUUCUUCUGGACUCUAAUUGGUGGCCCCUCACCGAAUUUGGAAUUAACAUUGCCUUGUUUAUUUUGUAUAUGGCUGCAGCCAUAGUCUAUGUGAAUGACACCAACCGUGGUGGCCUCUGCUACUAUCCGUUAUUUAAUACACCAGUGAACGCCGUGUUCUGCCGGGUGGAAGGAGGACAGAUAGCGGCGAUGAUCUUCCUGUUUGUCACCAUGAUUGUCUAUCUCAUCAGUGGUUUGGUUUGCCUGAAGUUGUGGCGGCAUGAGGCCGCCCGGAGACACAGGGAAUACAUGGAACAGCAGGAGAUAAGUGAGGCAUCAUUGUCAUCCAAAAGGAAAAUGUGUGAAAUUGCUACCAAUGGUGACAGACAAAGAGACCAAGAAGUUCAUUUCAGAGACUUGAGACCAAAAAUGAAACCUGAACUACUGAGUGGACCCAUCCCUCCAGGCCACAUUCCCAAACCCAUAGUAAUGCCCGACUACGUGGCAAAAUAUCCUGUAAUACAGUCAAGUGAUGAACGAGAACGCUAUAAAGCUGUGUUCCAAGACCAGUUUUCAGAGUACAAAGAGCUCUCUGCUGAAGUUCAGGCCGUCUUGAGGAAGUUUGAUGAAUUGGACGCUGUGAUGAGCAGAUUGCCACUUCGUGCGGAAAACCAGCAGGAACAUGAGAGAAUUUCAAGAAUCCAUGAAGAGUUUAAGAAAAAGAAGAAUGAUCCCACAUUUCUGGAAAAAAAAGAACGUUGUGAUUAUCUAAAGAAUAAACUUUCUCACAUAAAACAAAGAAUUCAAGAAUAUGAUAAGGUGAUGAAUUGGGAUAUACAAGGUUUUUCUUAAACUUUACUUGAAACUACUUUUUUAU